Molecule: messenger RNA, 1592 nt
Organism: Capsella rubella
Lineage: Eukaryota; Viridiplantae; Streptophyta; Magnoliopsida; Brassicales; Brassicaceae
Product: UDP-glycosyltransferase 76E1
Exons: 2
Coding region: 24-1382 (452 amino acids)
Molecular function (GO): UDP-glycosyltransferase activity
Source: RefSeq, a predicted model, not a curated record
CGAGAGAAGGGGGAUAAAAAAAAAUGGAGGAAAAGCAAGUGAAGAAGAGAAGGAUAGUGUUAAUUCCAGUUCCAGCUCAAGGUCAUGUAACUCCGAUUAUGCAACUUGGAAAAGCUCUUUACUUGAAGGGAUUCUCCAUAACCGUUGUUCAGACACAAUAUAAUCGAGUUAGCUCUUCCCAAGACUUCUCUGAUUUUCAUUUCCUCACCAUCCCAGAUAGCUUAACUGACUCUGAUCUCCACAGCCUUGGAGCACUCCCGUUUAUUCUCAAACUCAAUCAGGUCUGCGAGGAAAGCUUCAAGCACUGUUUCAGUAAACUAGUGCAGGAACAAGGUGAUGAUGAAAUUGUGUGUGUCGUCUAUGAUGAGUACAUGUACUUUUCCCAAGCUGCAGCUAUGGCGUUUCAAAUUCCUAGUGUCGUCUUCAGCACGACAAGUGCUACUGCCUUUGUCUGCCGCUCUGUUUUGUCUAAAGUCAAUGCAGAGUCGUUCUUGCUCGACAUGAAAGAUUCUCAAACGCAAGAGAAGGUGUUUCCAGGGUUGGAUCCUCUAAGGUACAAGGACUUGCCAACUUCAGCAUUUGGGCCAUUAGAAAGUAUUAUCAAGCUCUAUUAUAAUGCUGUAAACAUUCAAACAGCUUCUGCUGUUAUCAUCAACUCAGCUAGCUGUCUAGAGAGCUCGUCUUUGGCAUGGCUGCAACAAAAACUACAAGUUCCAGUGUAUCCUAUUGGCCCACUUCACAGGGCAGCGUCAGCGUCUUCUAGUUUACUAGAAGAGGACAGGAGCUGCAUUAAGUGGUUGGACAAGCAGAAACCAAGCUCAGUGAUUUACAUAAGCUUGGGAAGCUUGGCUCUAAUGCAAAUUAAAGACAUGUUGGAGAUGGCUUGGGGAUUGAGUAACAGCAACGUACCUUUCUUAUGGGUAAUCCGACCAGGUUCUAUUCCCGGGUCGGAAUGGACAGAAUCCUUACCAGAGGAAUUCCAUAAGUUGAUUUCAGAAAGGGGUUACAUUGUAAAAUGGGCACCACAGAUGGAAGUUCUCAGACAUCCUGCAGUAGGAGGUUUUUGGAGUCACUGUGGAUGGAACUCGACGCUAGAGAGCAUCGGGGAAGGAGUUCCGAUGAUCUGUAGGCCUUUUACCGGCGAUCAGAGGGUUAACGCGAGGUACUUAGAGAGUGUAUGGAGAAUUGGGGUUUUAUUGGAGGGAGAACUGGAUAAAAGAGCUGUGGAAAGCUCUGUUAAGAGGUUGACUGUGGAUGAGGAAGGGGCAGAUAUGAGAAAGAGAGCCAUUGAGUUGAAAGAGAAGCUCGAAGCCUCUGCCAGAAAUGGAGGUUCCUCAUACAGCUCAUUAGACAACUUUGUCAAUUCGUUGACGACACCGUGAAGAUGAGAUAGUCUCUGUCCAAAGUCAAAAAGUGUAUCAGAAGAGAUUCACUAAAAGGACGUGUAAACAUUUUUUUCAGUGUAAUUUUUGUCAGUUGUCUCUAAAUAGAAGAAAAUCUGCAUUUGGAGACAAAAGCAUUGUUUUGAGUUACUCUCUCGAACAGGAAAGAGAUAACAUCUUGAUCUUAUGCAUUACAGUUUCUGAGACCAA